Molecule: messenger RNA, 1752 nt
Organism: Diabrotica virgifera virgifera (western corn rootworm)
Lineage: Eukaryota; Metazoa; Arthropoda; Insecta; Coleoptera; Chrysomelidae
Product: CWF19-like protein 1 homolog
Exons: 1
Coding region: 105-1685 (526 amino acids)
Biological process (GO): mRNA splicing, via spliceosome
Cellular component (GO): post-mRNA release spliceosomal complex
Molecular function (GO): RNA lariat debranching enzyme activator activity
Source: RefSeq, a predicted model, not a curated record
UCGUCAUCAUCUGUCAAAAGAUUGAUGUUUAUUUGGUUUAUUUUUUAUAAGAGAAAAUGAAAAUAGCCUUGUAAAUAUUCGUUUAUUUGGUAAAAUCAUAUAAAAUGAGUGAAAAACAAAAAAUAUUAUUUUGUGGCGACGUAGAAGGAAAAUUUGAUGCAUUGUUUAAAAGAGUUGAAACUAUUAACAAAAAGUCUGGGCCUUUUGAUUGCCUUCUAUGUGUGGGAAACUUUUUCGGCAUUAACAACAAAGAAUUUAUUCCAUAUAAAUUAGGGGAUAAAAAAAUCCCUAUACCCACAUACAUUUUAGGACCAAAUAAACAAGAACAUGUUGAUGAGUACCCUUCAGAUGAGUCCCAGUUCGAAAUAUGUAAUAAUGUGUAUUAUUUAGGAAAACGUGGAGUGUAUACAGACAGUAAAGGCAUAAAAAUAGCGUACAUUAGUGGUGUAUCAGGAAAGAAUUCUUCAACAGUAUGUGGUUAUAAUGAGAAAGAUGUAUCAGACCUAUGUGAUGUGUGUGUUAAAGGAAAUCCUUCGUUUAGAGGUGUGGACAUAUUAUUAAGUUCUCAGUGGCCUUCGAAUGUAAUUCAUGAAGGUGCUAAAAAUGUUUCUCUUGUAGUGAAUUCCACAAGUGAUUUUCUAGGUUAUAUAUGUCUAAAACUUAAGCCACGAUAUAUUGUAAGUGGCCUCGAGGGCAUAUACUACGAAAGGCCACCUUUUAGAUGUCCAAAUCUAGGUGAUCACGAUACAACAGUUGAGACUGCAACUAGAUUUAUAGGUUUGGCUAGAGUAGGAAACUCGAGUAAGGAUAAAUGGAUAUACGCUUUAAGCAUAACUCCAUUAGAAAAAAUGAAAAUUACUGAAUUAUUGCAAAAAACUAUAGACGAAACUCCUUGUCCAUUUAAUUUUCAUGAUUUGGAAAGUAAAAUACAUAAGAAUUCUAGAAAAACGAUUAGUACUAGUCAAUACUUUUAUGACAUGAAUGCUCCAAUGGAUGACCAUAAGGGUAAAAAUAAAGCAAAGAGACCAAAAAUUGAAUUUGACCAGAGUAAAUGCUGGUUUUGUUUAGCCAGCCCUUCGGUAGAAAAGCACCUGAUUAUAUGUGUUGGAAAUACAACGUACCUAGCACUAGCAAAAGGUGGUAUGGUUGAUGAACACUUUCUCAUUUGUCCUAUAGAGCACCAUCAAUCCAGUUUAAGUUUACAAAAAGAUGUUUUAGAUGAAAUAAAACUAUUUAAAGACAGCCUAAGAAAAUUUUUUGAUCGUGAUGGUAAACUAGCUGUAUUUUUUGAAAGAAACUAUAAGACUUCACACAUGCAGCUGCAAGCUGUUCCAAUUCCGAAAAAUGCUAACAGGGAAUUAAGAGAAAUCUUUAUAGAUGAGUCAGAAGGCCAAGGAUUUAAAUUGGAAUCUCUAGACUCGUUUAAUCGUUUGGACCAAGUAAUUCCUCCGAAAGUACCAUAUUUUACUAUUGAACUACCUGAUGGCAGUCUUCUUUAUACGAAACUUCAGGGUUCUGUUAAUUUUCCUCUGAAUUUUGCACGGGAGGUUCUUGCGUCUGGUCCUGUUUUGAAUAUGAAAGAACGAGAAGAUUGGAGAGCUUGUGUUUUAGGAAAGGCAGAAGAAGAAAAAUUAGUACAAAAGUUAAGGACAGAUUUUGAACCAUAUGAUUUUACAGCUGAUUAAUGUAAAAAUUAGAAAUUAUUUUGUGACAAAAUUGAUUCUAAAGAUUAUAAACAUAUUUUGUAGUAAA